Messenger RNA from Gambusia affinis (western mosquitofish), 5387 nucleotides. RefSeq names its product trichohyalin-like. Bases 117 to 5084 code for a protein of 1655 amino acids. Gene Ontology annotation, cellular component: actin cytoskeleton. Lineage: Eukaryota; Metazoa; Chordata; Actinopteri; Cyprinodontiformes; Poeciliidae. The record is from RefSeq and is a predicted model, not a curated record. The transcript has 18 exons. Gene Ontology annotation, biological process: actin filament organization. Gene Ontology annotation, molecular function: actin filament binding.
ACUCACCAGUUUCUGCCAGACAGGCUGACCCCUUUUUUUGCACUGGAUGACCAUAUAAGCAUGAAAACUUUUCAAUUUUUGUUUCCAUGAGUUUUUCCUUUACUUUGUAGCUGAAGAUGGCAUCCAAAAAGCAAAGCAGAUCGAAUGAGGCACUGGUAACCACAAAGAUAAACAAACCUGUGCAAAAAGACAAAGAAAAUGAGCUCAGAGGAUGUAUUGGAGGCAAGCAGAACUCCAGCAGCGCUCCUAGGACUGCUGGUGGGAAAAGCAGCCAAGGAAGAGACUCGACAGCAACUGGGAGUAAAGCUGCUGGUAGAAGAGGCAGCGGCAGCCACCAGACAACCAGACCAACAUCAGAACCAGCAAAACCAGCACUCCGCCUGCGGAGCAGCCGCAGCUUUUCCUCCCUGCAAGCCUCUUCUCUGACCAUCGCUCCGUUCAUGAGGAGCAGCCGCUCACUCAGCAGACUUGAUGAACGAUCCACCGAAGAUACAUAUUAUACCAGUGCAAGUUCACAAGUAAGAAAAGGACAAAGUACUGGGAAGAAAACACUGGAUUCUGGGAGGCAAUCUUCUUCGGUGGAGAGAUUUACAAGCUCCGCUCCAUCCUCCUCCUCUGUGGUCUCGACUGCCAUAUGUCAUCACCAGACCACCAAAGAAAAGAAGCAGAUCAAAGAUGGGGUGUACACACUGUGUGCAAUGACCGCUGGCAUGAAGCACAACUGGGUGCAAGCAGUUUUUAAGAACGUGCAGCCCAAUCGUACACAAGGAGACCAAAGGAGGGCAAUUCUUUCCCGCAGCUCCGUUGCGGAGAAUGAAGAAGAUGAGCUGGAAGACUGCGAAGAGUCACAUGAACAAGAGCUGACGUCUCAGCAGCAGCUAGAGGGAACGCAAAGCCCGGCCGAUUUAGACCCGUCAUCCCCUCGUCCCCCUGUUUCACCCUCUUCUUCACCUGCUGCAGCACCUGCAAAUCCUCCACAGCAGGUGGAGGAGACUGAAGAAGCCCAGUGCCACCCUCCUGUGGAAACCAAUGAGACUGACACGUCUAUAUCUGUUGAGGGAUUCCAGAGCGACGACUCCUCUUCUACAGUGGUGCUGUCCGAUGGCGAGGAUUUCCGGAAACAUGCAGAUACAGAGACAGCAGCUGAGCAACCGGGUUCACAGGGAUGUGAAACUGAGGCACGGAGGGAAGAGCAGCAGGUGUCGAUAAACCCCACAUGUGCAAAGGACCGUGCAUCUCUGCUGAGUCAGCAGCAAACUGGGCAACUUGUCAAAGAGCUGCAACAAACACAAAGAGAGCUGUCACGAGUCCAGCAGCUAAACAAGAGUUUGCAGGACGAGCUCCAACAAGAACGAGAGAUUAUUUCAGAGAAACUUCUUUGUGUGCAGAAUGACACCAGUUCUUCUUCAGAGCAAACCUUAACCUUCCAGCGACUGCAGAGGAUGAACCACAACCUCCGCAUGGAGCUCGACGAGCUGAAGAGGAACCAGGAAGAGGCCAAGGAGGCCGAGCUGCGGCGAAGAGUCGACCUCUUGGCCCAGCAAGCCCAGCUGCUGGUGACCGGGGACGCCACGGCGCUCGCUCAAAUGCACCUUGAGCAGGACCGCCAGCAGUUCCAGGAGCAGCAGAGGAAGUGGGAGCACAGCGUGACCUCCCUGAAGGCUCAGCUGAACGCCAGCGAAGAGAAGAGGAGGGAGACAGAGUCCCAGGUGGCCCAGCUGCAGCAGGAGCUGCAGAGUCAACAGAGCCUCCAGCAGGAGGCCGAACAGCUGCAGAAACACCUCCAAGAGAUGUCAGGCCAGCUUCGCGCUUACGAGGACGCUCAGGCCGAGAAAGAGGCCCGCCUGCAGAAGCACCUCUUGCUCCUCCAGGCGAGUCAGGAGAGGGAACGAAGGAGCCUGAGCGCCAGCCUGGCUCAGGCUGAGCGACACUCCCAGGACCUGAGAGACAAACUGGAGAGGGCCGAGCAGCAGCUGGAGAGCCUCGGCAAGACGCAGACGUGGACCAGACAAAUCGAAGAGGCGCAGCAGCAACUGCAGGAGGAGUUGGCCCAUACAGUGUCAGCCGUGCAGCGGCUGCAGGAGGAACGGGAGCGGCUGGACCGUCGCUGUGAGGAGCUGCAGAGCCAGCUGUCAGAGGCAGACAGAGAGGUGGGCAGGCUGCAGGAUCGCCUGAACACAGAGGAAACACACUACUACAACCUGGAGCACUCAUACGAGAGAGCCUGUGAGGAUCUGCAGGUCGCUUUGGGGAAGGUGCAGCAAAGGGAGUCUGAAAUACAUGAGAUCCGGGAAGGCUAUGAAAGGCUGCUGGACAGCAAGGAGCAGGAGCUGAGCGAGGUCCUGCUGAAGAUGGAGGUGUUGGGUAACAGCUUAGAGGAGACAGAAGUGAAACUGAGCGAAGUGAUGAGAGUUUGCACCUGCUCUUUUCCUCAAGACAGACAGAAGGGUCAAGACAGACAAACUCUCGAGGCUCCAAACUCUCAGUUGAUGAAGGUCUCUCAAGGAAGCAACAGCAAAUCUCUGGAGCAGGCGAGAUCCCGCUCCCGCUCAGUGGAUGCAUCGUGCCAGUACCUCAUCGCCGCGGGAGACGACUCGGAAAAAUUCAUGUCCGUAAUCCAGCUGCUUGAAAUCAAGCUGUUCAUCACCGAGGAGAAACUGAGAGACAUCACUCAGAGACUGGAGGAGCAGCAGGGUCACGUCAGCUGCCAGGACCCCCAACUCUGCUCCCAGCUGACCCAGAGCCGAGCCACGGCCCAGCACCUCAGCCUGCUGCUCCACAGCCAGGCCAAGCAGAGCCAGCGUUUCGCCCAGGAGACGGAGGCCCGCUGCAGGAUGCUGGUCGGCAGGUUUCAGGUGGCUCUCAAUGUCGUCCAGGCCUGCGGGGAGAGGCUUCAGGCAACUCCCGUCAACGCCCCCGACAUAGAGAGGCAGCUGGCCGGGGUCGCUUGCUGCCUUCAGCAAGGGGAGAAGGAUGCUGAGAGACUCCAGCAGGAGGCACGCAACUUGAGCAAAGAAGAGGGCAGGAUCCUCGGCGACGAGAAACUAGCUGGAGCUGAACAAGAGAUUGUUUCUAGAUUCGCCAACACCCAGCCUUCACAUGGCAUGUCGGACGUUGGGAAGUAUUUGAUCAAGGAGCUGUUUGUUGUGGAGAAAAUGGUUUCUGUCUUGCAGAGUCAAAACGGGAUUUGCGAGCUAUCUGCAGCAAAAAAGGAGGAUAAGGUCGAUUUGGUUCGCAGUUACAAAAACUUGAUCUCCAAAAUCUUGAGCCUAAAAGGUGAAGAAAGGAUGGAGUCCAGAGGAACCGGAUGUGACGGCGGUCAGCUUCUAGAGAGCCUGAUUGGAAGGUUCUGUGCUGAAGCCGAGCUCAUUUACGCUGCUUUGAAACUUCAGCAACAGAGCGUGAGUCAAAUAAACAGUCAUGAUCAGCGGGAAGGCCUGGCAGACAUCAGCCCCUCUGAGUUGUCUCCUUACGAUGAGCAAACUAAAGAUUCAGAUGAAGCUGCAAAGCAAUGCAUAAAGAAGCGAUUUGAGGAAAAAAAGGUAGCGGAGGAGAGAGAAAGAGGUUUGUUGGAGCAAAUCUUGUCUCGGCUGCAAAAGCGGGCAAAGUUCUUAUGUCAGGUCUGCCAGGAGCUUCCUGUCAACCACACCCAAGUCCAAGAAGGUAUGAACCAUUACGGGGACGAUGUUUCUGAAGCCGAUCUGACUUUUUUCCAGGAGCAGGUCAAGUUGAUGUAUUUGUCUGACAGGCUUUAUUUAGACAUAAGACAAGAGCUUCAGCAAAGCAAGGCGUCACAGAACAGUUUGCGAGAUCUUCGCAAGGAGCAGGAGCUUGGCAGCGUGAUGGAAGAGCAGGAGGCUUUAAACGAGGCCUUCAACCAGCUUCAGGACGACAACUGCGUGCUGAGAGAGGAGCUGGAGCGGGCCGAGCAGAAGGUAACGUCGGUGGAGACCGGGAACCAGAAACUCCUGGAAGACAUGCAGAAAAUCGAGGGUUGUCACAAGGAACAGAUACAGAAGCUGGAGGCGGAGUUUCAAGAGAAGAUAAAGGAACUGCAGCAGAUCCACGAGGAGGAGAUGAAGCAGUUGCACGGCCACUACUCCAAAUCGUGUGUUUCUAAAGAAAGGCAGCACAGACUGUGCACAGAGGAGAUUCCCAUCUGCUCUCUGUCUGACCAGGCUGUGGCUGAGCUUAAAGCACAGGAGGACGAAACCAAAGCUGACGGAGCCACUCUGAGAGAAGCUUCUCUGAAAGAUCUGGAAAAGCUGCAGGCUUCGUGUGAUCUUGGGCUCACUGCCAUGGAGGAGAUGCACAGGAAGAUCAUAAAGGACCUUCAGCAGGAGCAUCAGAAGCAGGUAGCCGAACUUCUGAGGGAGAAAGACCAGCUCCUGCAGGAGGAAACUGCUGCUACUCUGUCCGCCAUCAUAGCGAUGCGGCGAGCUCAUAAAACGGAGCUGGAGAGAAGCAGACUGACUCAGCGGAUCAGGGAGAGUGCAGACGUCUCUGAACUCCACGUGGAGUACGAGAAGGAGAUCCAAUUAUUGCAGAGGGAGCUGGAGGUGUUGUCGGAUCAGCACACGAAGAAAUGCCUGGAAAACUCUCAGCUGAGCCAGGAGCUGCAGACCGAGAGGGAAUCAGUGAUGCAGUACCAGCAGGAAAACCAGGAGCUCAAACACAAGCAGAGAGAGCCAGAAGAAGUGACUCAGCAUCCAGGAAACCAAGCACAGUCUGAUGUUUGCCAGAUGGAAAUGAUCCUGAGGGCAAAGGAGGCAGAGAUGCAGCAUCUCAAACAGGAAGCGAUCUCACUCAGAGAGGACUUAGAGAUUGCGCGAAUGGACAAAGUUUAUGCGGAAAAUAAACUGAAGGCGCUUCAUACAAACAACUACAAUGAAGCCAAGUUUGCCACUUGGUCUCCGAGCAGAGACGCUUCAGGACAUCGUGUCGAUGACUCUGUGAAAAACAACCCUGCGAUCAAAAAGAAAGAGAAAACUUCCUUCCUGCGUCAAAUACGAGGAUUCAGAUCAAGGAGUUUAAAAGACGGCCUUUCUACCCAAGAAAGGAUGAAGUUGUUCGAGUCAUCCUGAUUUAAAGGAAGUGAACUGACGUCGCAGGAAAUCGUCAUAAAUCUGUUUAAAGGGACGCUUGUGUUAUUGUUCCGCGGACAUCAUGUCGUGUGCUGCUCUUUUCUGUGAGGUAGUUGUGUGAAGUAUGACUUGAAGGUAUGACCACUAGAGGGCGCAAGAAACGGGCUUUAUUCUUCUGGCACACAGAAGCUCUGUCGGUUUUAAAUUGUACUGUACAAAUGUUGGGCGGCAGCUUCUUAUAUUUCACAUGGAUUUUGCAAAAUACUAGAUUUAACAUUGAUGUUUUCAUUAAAAUGGUUUAUU